UGGGACCUGCAUCUACAGUCAGCUCAUCUACGUCACUGCUGUCUGCGACAAACCGUAGUGUAAGCUUUCAUUGAACCAUCAGCUGAUGCUACACCUUUUCAGCACCGCGGACAGCUCCGUUCUGCAGACCGAGCAGAUGGCGACGGCUAUAAAAAGCCCGCAUGGAGCAUCUCUGCACCGGACAUUCACCACCACCACAGCCUGAGCCACAGCAUGGACACCAGAUUCGUCUUCCCGCACAGAAACACUCCAGAUGAGUAUCUACAAUACAAGCCCAAACGCUCCGCAUUAGACACCAGCGUCGCGUCCACGGGCAUGAAUCUGACCAAGCCGCUAUCUGGAAAGUUUAAUGAGAAAGAACUGAUGCAUGGCUUGAAUUAUCGUCUCGCAGGAUUCAUAGAGAAGGUGCACCAUCUGGAGUACCAGAACCAGCUGCUGGAGAAGGAGAUAGGGCAGAUCAGGGGCAAAGCGAAGCCCGCAUCCUGUUUGGAGGAGGAGUAUGGACCGGAGCUGAGGAAGCUGAGACAGCUGGUUCAAGACAUCACUCAUCAGAAGCACCAGAUUGAAAUCGAGCAUCAGAAUCUAGAGGAAGAGCUGUCCAAGCUGAGGGGACAGUAUGAUCAGGAGGCGCGGAGCAGAUCGGACGCAGAGAGCAGGAUUGUGGUCCUCAAGAAGGACAUCAGUGACGCGUAUCAGGCGAAACUGCAGUUGGACAAGAAAGCCCAAACCCUCGUGGAUGAAAUCCACUUCCUAAAGAGGAACCAUGAAGCAGAGGUGUCAGAGAUGUGUGACCACAUCCAGGAUGCGCAGGUGACUGUCAGGGCGCAUGAAUUUGGCAACCCAGGCGUCACUGCGGCACUUCGGGACAUAAGGGCACAACUGGAAGGUCAUACCGUCUCUGACGUCCAGCAGAUGGGAGAAACUUUCCGAUCUCAGUUUGCAAGAUUAACGGAGGCAGCUGAGAUCAAGAGAGAGGCGUUAAAAGCGACCCAGCAGGAGAUCCAGGAGUACAGGAGGCGUCUGCAGGCCAAGAACAUCGAGCUGGACUGCGCUAAAGGCACCAGGGAAGCGCUGGAGAAGCAACUCCAUGACGUGGAGGAUCGCCACAAGGAGGAAAUGAUUCAUUACCAGAACACCAUCAAAGAACUUGAGAAUGAGCUCAUAAAUUGCAAAUUUGACAUGUCUGCAUACCUGCGGGAAUACCAGGACCUGUUAAAUGUGAAAAUGGCCUUGGACGUGGAGAUAAUGUCUUACAGGAAACUCCUCUGUGGCGAGGAGGCUCGGCUCUCCACCAUGUCAGAAACCCAAAUCUCCCUGCCCUACAUCUAUCACCAGUCCCCCGUUUACACCCUGCCUUGCCUCAGCCGCCCGGGAGGCCCGCACAGACGAGCUGAGCCGCAGUACAAGUUCGUAGAGGAGAUCAUAACCGAGACCACGAGAGAAAUUGAGAUGUCAGAGUUUGAGGAGACGGGAUCGGAGGAGACAGAGGUGGAAAAAGACGAGCAGGAGUGUACCAAAAGAGAUAAAGGGGGCAGUGAGGAAGAGAGUGAUAAUAAAGACAGUCGAGAGGAGGAAGGUGAGCAGGUGUCUGAUAGUGAGCCGAAUCAAGUAGCAUCAGCAGAAAAUGUAGUGAAUGGAGGUGACGAUGGUGGAAAAGGUCAAGAAAGUAAAGAGGAGAUUGAGGCAGUUGACGAUGAAGGGGACAGUGGCAUAGAUAAAAAUACCCAAAGUGAAGCUUUGUUAAGCGAGAGCCUUGAUGAGGAAGGAAAGGAACAUCAGAGAGUAGCUGAAAAAGAAGAGAAAGAAGCUGCAGAGACAGUGGUAACAGUUCAGAAUGAUCUAUCUUCAAAGCCAGAGGUCCCUGCGGAGGAUGAACCUCUGAAAAAAUCUGAUGAUGGUAAAAAAGGAGAUGCCUAGAAAGAUAGUUUUAUCCCAGCUCAAGCGAAGGAGCCCGUUGACGAGCCCUCAGCCCAGGUGUCCAAAGAAUCAGACAAGCCUCGAGAGCUAAGCAGCGUUCAAGUGCAAGAUAAGGUUACCAUUUCAGAAACAGCUGAGACAACCGCAGAUUUUACAGGAGAGCAAAAAAGCAAUCUGUCCGCAGAGACGGGGCAGCUUUCAGAAGGGGCUCAAGUGUCUUCAAGUACAAACCCCAAGAGCGAGGCAAAGGAAAACAGUCAUACAGAGUCAAAGGAAAUCAGUAAAUCUGAAGCCGCGAAAGGUGAGGAUAAAGUAGCAGAAAGCGUUGAAGAUGUCAGCAAUAAAGGUCAAGAUAAAGAGUCUUCUCUUAAAUCUGACGUGACGAGUCUUCCUGACGUGCAGGAUCAGAAGCCAAACAGUGGGGAUGAAACCCAAACUGUCCAAACUGCGUUGCCAAGGGAGAAGACAGCUGUCAAUGCAGAAAUCAAAGAGUUGCAUCAGGGGGCACCGGAAGGAAGCCAGGCUGAGAAAUCAAAGCUGUCUGAAGUUUCAGAGAAAAUAAAAGAACCUCAAGGUAAAACUGAGAAAGUGGAGAGCAGAAAGUUGGAUAAAUAAAUGCACCAAAAGUCAUAGGGAAUAACUGCUGAGGUAGAGGAAGUGAGGAUUAAACACAUUUCCACCUUAAAUCUAUCAAGGCAGCAGUUGAUAGGCGAAUAUCAGGGACAGUGAAGCUAAAAUCGCUUAAAAUGCAAAUGCAAAAGGCACAAGCUGAGCCAAGCAAAAAAAGGGACGCUGUGACUCCUCUUCAGAAUGGCUGUUUUAAAAUGAGAGAGCAUGAUUCUUGUGUGUUUGACAGCUUCGCCUUUGAACUUUUCAUGUGAUGCAUUCAAAUAUUUUGUCUCGCCGCUCAACUUAUGUCAUUAUGAAUGUAAAAGAUUCAAAGCUACAUUUGAAAUUGUGUCUGCUUUGGUAUGUACUGACAAAUAAAUGCA
Epinephelus lanceolatus (giant grouper) is the source of this 2909-nucleotide messenger RNA. RefSeq names its product neurofilament medium polypeptide. Gene Ontology annotation, cellular component: axon; intermediate filament; postsynaptic intermediate filament cytoskeleton. Gene Ontology annotation, molecular function: structural constituent of cytoskeleton. The record is from RefSeq and is a predicted model, not a curated record. Gene Ontology annotation, biological process: neurofilament bundle assembly. Lineage: Eukaryota; Metazoa; Chordata; Actinopteri; Perciformes; Serranidae.